Messenger RNA from Cololabis saira (Pacific saury), 3881 nucleotides. RefSeq names its product NLR family CARD domain-containing protein 3-like. NCBI's taxonomy places the organism in Eukaryota, Metazoa, Chordata, Actinopteri, Beloniformes, Belonidae. The transcript has 10 exons. Gene Ontology annotation, molecular function: protein binding. Bases 1 to 3249 code for a protein of 1082 amino acids. The record is from RefSeq and is a predicted model, not a curated record.
AUGAGCAUCUCUAACAGUCCUUGUGUGUCCUUGAAGAGUGACCGAUCAAAAGGCUUGAUAGUUGACUUUAAAGGAGACCAAGGUUCUGCUGUAAACACGGUCCAUCAGAAUAGAGACUCUCUUGAACAUGAACCCAGCUGUUUGUCCUUGAAGAGCGACCGGUCAAAAGGCUUGAUCGUGGACUUUAAAGGAGACCAAGGUUCUUCUUCAGAGAGAGUGGACCAGCAGAGCCCAGAGCCUCCCAGUGGUCCGUCUGUCCAGCAGCAUCAGACACAGCUGGACUCCAUCUUUCAGCUGCUGGAGGACAACAUUGUCCUGUUUGUGAAGAACGAGCUGAAGAAGAUCCAGAAGGGUCUGAGUCCAGAUUACCCAGAAUCCCUAGAGCAUGUGUUGGAGGGUGAGGAUGAAGAGCAAAGGAGCAGCAGAGAGGCGUUUGUGAAGAUCACAGUGAACUUCCUGAGGAAAAUGAAGCAGGGGGAGCUGGCUGAGCAUCUGCAGAGAAGUUCUUUUGCUGCAGUUUGUAAAAAGCGGCUGAAGUCUAAGCUGAAGAAGAAGUACCAGUGUGUGUCUGAGGGGAUUGUUAAAGCAGGAAACCCAACCCUUCUGGAGCAGAUCUACACAGAGCUCUACAUCACAGAGGGAGGGACCGGAGAGGUCAACGAUGAACAUGAAGUCAGACAGAUUGAAGCAGUAUCCAGGAAACCAGACAGAGCAGAAACAGCCAUCAGACGGGAAGACAUCUUUAAAGUCCCCCCUGGAAGAAAAGGACCAAUCAGAACAGUGAUGACGACGGGAGUGGCCGGCAUCGGGAAAACAGUCCUAACACAGAAGUUCACUCUGGACUGGGCUGAAGGCAGAACCAACCAGGACAUCCAGUUACUGCUUCCAUUCACCUUCAGAGAACUGAAUGUGCUGAAAGAGAGAAAGUUCAGCUUGGUGGAACUUGUUCAUCACUUCUUCACUGAAACCAGAGAAAUGUGCAGCUUUGAAGAGUUCCAGGUCGUGUUCAUCUUUGACGGUCUGGAUGAGAGUCGACUUCCUCUGGACUUCCACAACAAUCAGGUCCUGACUGAUGUUACAGAGUCCACCUCAUUGGACGUGCUGCUGACAAACCUCAUCAGGGGGAACCUGCUUCCUUCUGCUCAUCUCUGGAUCACCACACGGCCCGCAGCAGCCAAUCAGAUCCCUCCUUACUGUGUCUCCAUGGUGACAGAAGUCAGAGGGUUCACUGACCCACAGAAGGAGGAAUACUUCAGGAAGAGGUUCAGAGAUGAGGAGCAGACCAACAGGAUCAUCUCCCACAUCAAGACAUCACGGAGCCUCCACAUCAUGUGCCACAUCCCAGUCUUCUGCUGGAUCACUGCUACGGCCCUGGAGAACGUCCUGGAGAAAGUCCUGGAAACCAGAGAGGGAGGGGGGCUGCCCAAGACCCUGACUGAGAUGUACAUCCACUUCCUGGUGGUCCAGGCCAAACUGAAGAAGGUCAAGUAUGAUGGAGGAGCUGGGACGGAUCCACACUGGAGUCCAGAGAGCAGGAAGAUGGUGGAGUCUCUGGGAAAACUGGCUUUUGAGCAGCUACAGAAAGGAAACCUGAUCUUCUAUGAACCAGACCUGAGAGAGUGUGGCAUCGAUGUCACAGAGGCUUCAGUGUACUCAGGAGUGUUCACCCAGAUCUUUAGAGAGGAGAGCAGCCUGUACCAGGACCGGGUCUUCUGCUUCGUCCAUCUGAGUGUUCAGGAGUUUCUGGCUGCUCUUCAUGUCCAUCGGACCUUAAUCAAGUCUGGAGUCAACCUGAUGGAGGAACAAAAGAACACCUUCUGGUGGUUUAAAACAAGAGCUGUGACUGACCUCUAUCAGAGUGCUGUGGACAAGGCCUUACAGAGUCCCAACGGACACCUGGACUUGUUCCUCCGCUUCCUCCUGGGUCUUUCACUGGAGACUAAUCAGACUCUCCUACGAGGUCUGUUGGAACCAAAGCAAAGAAGAUCACAGAACAAUCAGGAAACAGUUAAAUACAUCAAGAAGAAGAUCAGUGAGGAUCUGUCUGCAGAGAAAAGCAUCAACCUGUUCCACUGUCUGAAUGAACUGAACGCUGGUUCUUUGGUGGAGGAUGUCCAAUGGUCCCUGAGGUCAGGACGUCUCUCCACAGAUGAACCGUCUCCUGCUCAGUGGUCGGCUCUGGUCUUCAUCUUACUGUCAUCAGGAGAUCUGGAGGUGUUUGACCUGAAGAAAUACUCAGCUUCAGAGCAGGUUCUACGGAGGCUGCUGCCGGUGGUCAAAGCCUCCAAGAAAGUUGUGUUGAGUGGCUGUAACCUCUCAGAGGACAUCUGUCCACUUCUGUCCUCAGUUCUCAGCUCUCAGUCCUCCAGUCUGACAGAACUGGACCUGAGUAACAAUGACCUGCAGGAUUCAGGACUGAAGAAGCUGUGUCCUGGACUGGAGAGUCCACACUGUCACCUGGAGUCUCUCAGGCUGUCAGGCUGUCUGAUCUCAGAGGAAGGCUGUGCUUCUCUGGUCUCAGCUCUGAGCUCCAAUCCCUCCCGCCUCAGAGAGCUGGACCUGAGCUACAACCAUCCAGGAGAGUCAGCAGGGAAGCUUCUGUCUAGAGUGGAGGAUCCAACCUGGAGACUGGAAACUCUCAGGGUGGAGCCUGCUGGGCAACAAUGGAUGACACCAGGUCUGAGGAAGUAUUCUUGUCAACUCACCAUCGACACAAACACAGUCCACAACGACACCAAACUGUCUGAUGACAACAGGAAGAUGACGUAUGUGAAGGAGGGUCAGUCAUAUCCUGAUCAUCCAGACAGGUUUGAUUACUGGCCUCAGCUGCUGUGUAGUGAACUUCUGACGCAUCGCUGUUACUGGGAGGUCCAGUGGAGAGGAAAAGUUUAUGUAUCAGUGAGUUACAGAAGAAUCAGAAGGAAAGGAAACUCUGAUGACUGUAGGUUUGGAAGGAACGAUAAUUCCUGGAGUCUCUUAUGUUCUGAUGGUGGUCGAUACUCUGUCUGGCACAAUAACAGAGAAACACCUUCCUUCUCCUCUUCCUCAGUCUCUGACAGAGUAGCAGUGUAUGUGGACGUUCCUGCUGGAACUCUGUCCUUCUACAGCGUCUCCUCUGACAGACUGAUCCACCUCCACACCUUCAACACCACAUUCACUGAAACUCUCUAUCCUGGGUUCAGGUUCUGGCCUGGGGUCCGUUUCACAAAGCAGGUUCAACAAACUCUGAGUAUAAUCCUGAACUCUUAGUUGAUCUACUCUGAGUUUUUGGUUCCAGACCAGCGGUUUAGAGUUAAUUUACUCAACUCUAAGUAGUUUCACCUGGAGUUAAGCGCGUGCGCCACAACUAUCAAAAGCCAGCAUCAAUUGAGCCCCGAUUCGACGAGUCACCAUGGCAAACGGCGACAACAAAAGAUCCACAUACUUUUUUCUUUUUUUUUUUUAAACUUUAUUUAACAUUUCAAUUCACAAAAUCCCUUCAAAACAUUAGUUUGCAUCUGAAAAUCCACAUACUUCACGCCACUGGAGUUAGAAGUGUUAAUACGUGCGAUUUAUCCUAUUACUUAAUACAUAUAAAAUAACUACAAAUGCAUAUAUAUAUAUCCUUUAUUUAACCAGGUGAAAGACUCAUUGAGAUUAAAACCUCUUUUUCAAGAGUGACCUGGCCAAAAUGGCAGCAUAAAAAGAAUAAAACAAUACAUACAAACACAGUCAGUCACACAUUCCGGGGAAACAAUAAAAACAAUGGUAAAGUUUACACAACGGGGCAGUUGCAAGAACCGAGAGAGCUAAUUUAUCUGUCUUUUAAAAUUUAUUUAAAUUUACCCAAGGAUACAUGCUCAACCAAUUUCAAGUCCUUCUGCGCAUCAUUCCAAGUUGAG